This is a messenger RNA of Procambarus clarkii (red swamp crayfish), 5088 nucleotides long. Lineage: Eukaryota; Metazoa; Arthropoda; Malacostraca; Decapoda; Cambaridae. The record is from RefSeq and is a predicted model, not a curated record.
UCCAGUGCCAGGCACGCUCCCUAUCCACCAGGCUCCAGUGCCAGGCACACGUCCCUAUCCACCAGGCUCCAGGGCUAGACAGGCGUCCCGGUUCCUACCCCAACAAGAGACGUCUGUAAUAGCCUUGAGUCCCCCCUUGAACCAUCCUACCGCCCGUCCGGAGUGGUCACCUCCACUCUCCCGUCACAGCCGCACUCUCCUACGUCAACACAACAAUAAGAUGCUGCGGGCGCUGGUGGUGCUAGCGGGCGUCGGGUGGGCGUGGGCGGCCCUGAUGGAGACGAGGGCGUCGGUGCCCCUGGCCGAGGGCGUCAUGUCGGACCAGCAUAUAGACCACAACCUGCCCAACCUCCCCCUCGGCAACCCUGACACGAUGGAGCACGAUAUGCCUGGCAAUCCCCUGAGCCCUGAUGACUUCCGCGAGGGCAAGGAGAUGGAGCACAAGGACUGGGACCCUACCACCAACGCCGACCCCAUUGAGCUGGCCGGACUCUUCCAGGGUGAUAUUAUCAUCAUGACGUCUGCUGAGUACGACGACCUGGCCAUGCCGGCAGGGGCCCCCUUGGCGAGGAACGCGAUCAACACCUUAGAUAAGCGCUGGCCCAAUGGUGUAAUUCCCUACGUCAUCUCUUCCUCCUACAACAAGCAGGAGCGGGCCACCAUAGCCAUGGCGGUCAGCAAGUACCACUCCAACACCUGCAUCCGGUUCGUGCCCCGGACGGUGGAGCGGGACUACAUCCACAUCAUCAAGGGUGACGGGUGUUCCAGCUCGGUGGGCCGUCACUCGGGGGCCCAGGCGGUGUCCCUGGGGCCCGGGUGCCUGUACGUGGGCAUAGUGAUGCACGAGCUGAUGCACGCCGCGGGGUUCUGGCACGAACAGUCCCGCUGGGACCGAGACAACCACAUCACCAUCAACACCUUCAACAUCCAGGCCGGCAUGGAGUACAACUUCGAGAAGUACUCCUGGGAGCGUAUUCAGAGCCUGGGGGUCAGCUAUGACCUGGGGUCCAUCAUGCACUAUGGCCCCUACGCCUUCGCCAAGGAGCGGACGAAACCCACCAUCAUCCCGCGCCAGACCGGCCAGGAGAUUGGUCAACGACGGGCCUUCUCCGAGAAGGACGUGUUGAAGCUGCAGCUGCUGUACAACUGCGCCAACACCAGCACCACAGCUGUCGUCACCGUCUCCCCCAUCCUGCCCCCAUCCCCAGACAACUGCGAGGACAACAACAAGUACUGUGGCACCUGGGCCAAGAUAGGAGAGUGUGGCAAGAACCCCACCUGGAUGCAUGUCAACUGCAAGAAGUCCUGCAAGAAGUGUGGAGCGGAGUGUUCGGAUAACAAUGAACAUUGUACCUUCUGGGCUCAGAAGAACGAGUGCGUCACUAACCCGUCCUACAUGAGUCUGUUCUGCAAGAAGAGCUGCGGCGUGUGUCACACUAGUGCUGAUUACAACGCUGACGUCUGCGCUGACGACAACAAGCACUGUCAGGCCUGGGCUGACAGCGGUCACUGUCGCUCCAAUCCCAACUACAUGUUACUGUUCUGCAGGAAGGCUUGCAAGCAGUGCUAGGCUGACACUCCUUCCUGCAGGCUGACACCCCUUCCUGCUGGCCUGACACUCCUUCCUGCAGGCUGACACUCCUUCCUGUAGGCUGACACUCCUUCCUGCAGGCUGACACUCCUUCCUGCAGGCCUGACACUCCUUCCUGAAGGCAGACACCCCAACCAGCUGGCCUGACACUCCUUCCUGCAGGCUGACACUCCUUCCUGCAGGCUGACACUCCUUCCUGUAGGCUGACACUCCUUCCUGCAGGCUGACACUCCUUCCUGUAGGCUGACACUCCUUCCUGCAGGCUGACACUCCUUCCUGCAGGCUGACACUCCUUCCUGUAGGCUGACACUCCUUCCUGCAGGCUGACACCCCUUCCUGCAGGCUGACACUCCUUCCUGCAGGCUGACACUCCUUCCUGCAGGCUGACACUCCUUCCUGCAGGCUGACACUCCUUCCUGCAGGCUGACACUCCUUCCUGCAGGCUGACACUCCUUCCUGCAGGCUGACACUCCUUCCUGCAGGCUGACACUCCUUCCUGCAGGCUGACACCCCUUCCUGCAGGCCUGACACUCCUUCCUGCAGGCUUGACACUCCUUCUUGCAGGCUUGACACUCCUUCCUGCAGGCCUGACACCCCUUCCUGCAGGCUGACACCCCUUCCUGCAGGCUGACACUCCUUCCUGCAGGCUGACACUCCUUCCUGCAGGCUGACACCCCUUCCUGCAGGCUGACACCCCUUCCUGCAGGCUGACACUCCUUCCUGCUGGCUGACACUCCUUCCUGCAGGCUGACACUCCUUCCUGCAGGCUGACACCCCUUCCUGCAGGCUGACACUCCUUCCUGCAGGCUGAUACCCCUUCCUGCAGGCUGACACCCCUUCCUGCAGGCUGACACUCCUUCCUGCAGGCUGAUACCCCUUCCUGCAGGCUGACACCCCUUCCUGCAGGCUGACACACCUUCCUGCAGGCUGACACCCCUUCCUGUAGGCUGAUACCCCUUCCUGCAGGCUGACACACCUUCCUGCAGGCUGACACACCUUCCUGCAGGCUGACACCCCUUCCUGCAGGCUGACACACCUUCCUGCAGGCUGACACCCCUUCCUGUAGGCUGAUACCCCUUCCUGUAGGCUGACACCCCUUCCUGCUGGCAUGACACUCCUUCCUGCAGGCUGACACUCCUUCCUGCAGGCUGACACCCCUUCCUGCAGGCUGACACCCCUUCCUGCACGCCUGACACCCCUUCCUGCAGGCUGACACCCCUUCCUGCAGGCUGACACCCCUUCCUGCAGGCUGACACUCCUUCCUGUAGGCUGACACUCCUUCCUGCAGGCUGACACUCCUUCCUGCAGGCUGACACCCCUUCCUGCAGGCUGACACUCCUUCCUGUAGGCUGACACCCCUUCCUGCAGGCCUGACACUCCUUCCUGCAGGCUGACACCCCUUCCUGUAGGCUGACACUCCUUCCUGCAGGCUGACACCCCUUCCUGUAGGCUGACACCCCUUCCUGCAGGCUGACACUCCUUCCUGCAGGCUGACACCCCUUCCUGCAGGCUGACACCCCUUCCUGCAGGCCUGACACCCCCUUCCUGCAGGCUGACACCCCUUCCUGCAGGCUGAUACCCCUUCCUGCUGGCCUGACACUCCUUCCUGCAGGCCUGACACCCCUUCCUGCAGGCUGACACCCCUUCCUGCAGGCUGACACCCCUUCCUGCUGGCCUGACACUCCUUCCUGUAGGCUGACACCCCUUCCUGCAGGCCUGACACUCCUUCCUGUAGGCUGACACCUCUUCCUGCAGGCUGACACUCCUUCCUGUAGGCUGACACUCCUUCCUGCAGGCUGACACUCCUUCCUGCAGGCUGACACUCCUUCCUGCAGGCUGAUACUCCUUCCUGCAGGCUGACACUCCUUCCUGCAGGCCUGACACCCCUUCCUGCAGGCUGAUACUCCUUCCUGCAGGCUGACACCCCUUCCUGCUGGCUGACACCCCUUCCUGCAGGCCUGACACCCCUUCCUGCAGGCUGACACUCCUUCCUGCAGGCUGACACUCCUUCCUGCAGGCUGACACUCCUUCCUGCAGGCUGACACUCCUUCCUGCUGGCUGACACUCCUUCCUGCAGGCUGACACUCCUUCCUGCUGGCUGACACCCCUUCCUGCAGGCCUGACACUCCUUCCUGUAGGCUGACACCCCUUCCUGCAGGCCUGACACUCCUUCCUGCAGGCUGACACCCCUUCCUGCAGGCUGACACCCCUUCCUGCAGGCUAACACUCCUUCCUGCAGGCUGAUACUCCUUCCUGCAGGCUGACACUCCUUCCUGCAGGCCUGACACUCCUUCCUGCAGGCUGACACUCCUUCCUGCAGGCUGACACCCCUUCCUGCAGGCCUGACACACCUUCCUGCAGGCCUGACACUCCUUCCUGCAGGCUGACACCCCUUCCUGCAGGGUGACACCCCUUCCUGCAGGCUGACACUCCUUCCUGCAGGCUGACACCCCUUCCUGCAGGCCUGACACUCCUUCCUGCAGGCUGACACCCCUUCCUGUAGGCUGACACUCCUUCCUGCAGGCUGACACCCCUUCCUGUAGGCUGACACCCCUUCCUGUAGGCUGACACUCCUUCCUGCAGGCUGACACCCCUUCCUGUAGGCUGACACCCCUUCCUGUAGGCUGACACUCCUUCCUGCAGGCUGACACCCCUUCCUGUAGGCUGACACCCCUGCAGGCUGACACUCCUUCCUGUAGGCCUGACACCCAGGCCAAGACUGACGACGUCAGGUGUGUAACAUUUGGCUGUAUGUCUCCUCAGCCUUCAUCACUCUGCACUUGCCAGAGUUGAACUCUAAUAUCCACUUGUUGAACCUCUGGUGAGUUUUAACUGCUUCUUCUUCAAGGUUCUUCAAGGUUCUUCAAGGUUCUUCAAGGCCAUUGGAGGUUGUGGACUACCAUGACUCUCCAUACACGUCCUGUCUAUCCACCGGGAGGGAGGUAGACGGUAGAUGUAGAGUAGAUUUCACUUUGCCUUAGAUCUACAAGAGUUGUGUUGAUGUUGGUAGAGAAAUAUUCUUCUCAGGCUGAUGGGGUUAUACUUGUAGGUUAUAGUAAAGUUUGGCUUAUAACUCAUUUUUUAUAUAUUUUGUUUGAUGGUUUAGUAAACUGUUGUUGGAAGGUGUUGGUCACUACAGCGGGGUCUCAGAGGAGCGUAUGUGCGCACUUGUGAAACACAGCGUAUUCAUGCGCACAUGAUUUACGCAGCAUGUGUGUGUGUGUGUAUUUUGACGCACACACGGAUGUGUAUUUUGGACAAAGAGCACAUGUAUGUGUACGCAAGACGCAUAAAUGUGUUUUUUAAGAAAAAAGGCGUGACGCAAUUUACGCAAACAUGUGUGUGCGUAAAUCUUCUUGUGUGACGCAUUAAUGAUUAGUUCCCUUGUGUGGGUUAAAGUAUGUGAAUGGUACCAUGAGUCUACCACCAUGAUUGUAUUUGUGUUUGUUGAUAGAAUGUAGUUAAAUUCUGCAAUGAAAUAAAAACAUCACUAGAAU